Messenger RNA from Dictyostelium purpureum, 708 nucleotides. RefSeq lists its product as uncharacterized. Gene Ontology annotation, biological process: protein dephosphorylation. The record is from RefSeq and is a predicted model, not a curated record. Gene Ontology annotation, molecular function: protein phosphatase regulator activity. Gene Ontology annotation, cellular component: protein phosphatase 4 complex; nucleus; cytoplasm. Bases 1 to 708 code for a protein of 235 amino acids. Lineage: Eukaryota; Evosea; Eumycetozoa; Dictyosteliales; Dictyosteliaceae. The transcript has 5 exons.
AUGGCAUCAGUUGAUUAUUCUGAAAAUCUCAAGAAAUCACUUGAAGAGUUCUCUAAACAAGAAAACAAAACAAUCACACCUGAAUUGGAGGGAGUUAUAGACAAUAUUUCAAAAACUGGAAUUACAUGCUAUCCAUGGAAUAUAUUAAAAGAUUUAUUUUAUUUUAAACUAUCAGAGAUUUUAGAUAUUUUCGAAAAGGAAUAUCUUGAACAAUCAAACAUUUCAAAUUUACCAAACUCACCACAAUCAUCACCAUCCAAUAAUGUUAAUUUAAAAGAUGAGGAAAUGGCAAAAAUAAAGAAUCAAGUUAACACUUCAGGUUUAUUGAAAAUGAAAAAAGAUUUUUUACAAAAUUUUAAAGAUUCAAAAGCUGCACCAUUUACAAUUCAAAGACUUUGCGAAUUAAUUAUAAAUUAUCAAAUGUAUAAAUCAUUUAGUAAAUAUUUAUGCGCAGUCGAAAAAAUGUUAAAUGUUUCAUCUCUUCCUCAUUUAACGCCAGAGGAAGUUAUAGAAUAUAAUAAAAAUAAAAAUUCAAGUAGAAUAUCAGAUAAUGAAAAUAACAAUAGUGAAGCUAAAGACAUACCAUCAAUCGAUACAUACGCAUUCUCAUCAUCAUUUACAACUUCAUUCCCAACUGCCACAACAACCUCCGCAUCUGAAAAUAAUGAUACCGAUCAAGAAAUGAAAGAUGUUGAAAACGAAAAAUAA